Messenger RNA from Desarmillaria tabescens, 1507 nucleotides. Its product is annotated as S-adenosyl-L-methionine-dependent methyltransferase. The record is from RefSeq and is a predicted model, not a curated record. Bases 286 to 1503 code for a protein of 405 amino acids. The transcript has 5 exons. Lineage: Eukaryota; Fungi; Basidiomycota; Agaricomycetes; Agaricales; Physalacriaceae.
CUGACCGGUUCGGCUUCGAUAUCGAUAAUCAUUUGCAGCAAAAAGUAGCCCUCUUCCCAUGUCCAGCCGGCGGCCAUGCGGCAAUGUCUCUAUUGAGAUUCUGGAUCGUUCCAAAUCAAGGUCGUACAGGUCGCACACCGGCACCUUCACGCGUGCCGCCUCUUUGACAAUAAUUUCCGCCGUACAAUGCUCACCUGAAGUCUUCUUUUUCGAGGAAUGUUCCGGUAGAGAGCUUACACGCCUAACCUAUGUCAUCAAUAUUUCUGGUCCCUGAUCAGAAGAAGAAUGUUGAUGUGUUCUAUCGUUUCUGACUUGAGAUGUACUUGUACUUGCCAGAAUAGUAGUUUCUGGCUUUAUACCGUAGCGACGGCAUUCCCUGAGCUUCGCACUCACCCUGUCACUGUCAAUAAUUGUACACAAAACAAGCAGGGACCUACAUGCGCUCCGCAGAACUUUCCGACAUAUAACUACCUGUCUGUGGCUCUGUCUCUUUCUCUAGUACCCCUCGGAAUGCCAGGACACACCCAGAACGUCUCCUCCUACUCCGCUGAAGACAAUUCCUUCGGCUCGGAUGACUCUGACCUCGUGGAAUUACGUUCGGACGAGUUCAUCAAUUAUUUUGUUGAAAGCAAUGGUCGUCUCUUCCAUUCUUCGGCCACAUCCCCGUAUCCUUUACCAGUCGAUACCCCGGAACAACAGAGGCUUAAUGUCCUGCACAACGUUUUGUUCUGUAUGAUAGGCGCACACUAUGUGGGUCCAGUCCCUGAAAUCCUAAUGUGGGAACCCGGGCGCCAUAAAAUCGUUGUUGAUAUGUGUACCGGGACCGGAAAAUGGGUUAUGGAAAUGGCAGAGCAAUAUCCUCACGUUCGCUUUUAUGGCUUUGAUAUUGUUCCAAUCGCCACCCGGUAUCCACUCCCCAACGUCAACUUCGAGAUUCAUGACGUCGGCGAACGUACCAGAUACCCAGACCGUAGUAUUGAUUUCGUACACGCACGAUCUGUCUCCAUGACGAUUCGCGACUACCGCAGAAUCAUUCGAGAAGUAAGUCGCAUUCUCCGUCCGGGAGGGAUCUUCGUGUCGGGAGAAUGGGGUCAGCAUCCAACCAUCCACCCCAGUUACAACCUCGAUCCCGCAUCACAGACGCCCUCUUUUUGCCACUUUUUCCAACUUCUUCGCGAUGCGCUGGCUCGCCGCGGGAUCCCCCAGAAUGUGCCGGGAACUGUACAUAGUCUGCUUCAAAGCAGUGGGGGAUUCUUUGAGGUUACACCUCAAACUCACUACUUUCCUGUUGGGCCCUGGAGCUCAGAUCAUGCUAUACAAAGAAUAGGGAGAGCAUUUCGCGCAGUCCUAUCCAGGUACAUGGACUCUGUGCGACCGGUCAUUCUAGAACUCGGAGUGAAUGCAAGUGACCUUGAUGACCUUUACGCCGGCGCUAGAGCUGAAAUAGGUAGAGCGCAAGGCCUUGUUGCCGUCUACUAUUCUGUGCACGCUCGUCGAAUAUAAAUAU